AUGCAGCUCAAGUCGCUCAGCGCCGGCCUCGGCGCAAAGCAGCCCAUCAAGAAGCGCAACGCACCCGCAACGUCGUCGUCGGACAGCUUCGAGGACCUGGCCAAAAAGGAGAAGCGCGCGCGCCGCUUUGAGCGCGAGCAGCAGGAGUUCCGACGUGCAGAGGACGAGGUGCUGACCAGCGCCAUCGCAUCGACCAGUCUAGCAGGGCGGCUCGGCGCUGCAGCCAUGGCACCAGGGCCCACCAACAGCAAGGGCAAGAACGGCAGGGGCGCCAACGGCCACGGCCACGACCCCAACGGCGCCGCUGCCGGAGGUGGCUAUGGCAAAUACGGUAAGAAGAACGCGUGGCAGGCGCCCCCGGCGGCCGCCCACUCGUUUGUCGACCCAGAGGUGGCCGACCCCAACGUCAUCGACUGGGACGAGCACACCGUCGUCGGCCUCUCGACCAAGCUCGAAAAGCCCUACCUCCGCCUCACCUCGGCGCCCGACCCAAAGACGGUGCGCCCGCUCUCGACGCUCCAGCAGACGCUCGAGCUGCUCAAGCGAAAGUGGCGCACCGAGAACAAUUACGCCUACAUCUGCGACCAGUUCAAGAGCAUGCGGCAGGACCUCACGGUGCAACGGAUCAAAAACGACUUCACAGUCAAGGUCUACGAGAUCCACGCCCGGAUAGCGCUCGAAAAGGGUGACCUGGGCGAGUACAACCAGUGCCAGUCGCAGCUACGAGGGCUGUACGCCUACAACAUCCCCGGCUGCGUCAUGGAGUUCCUCGCGUACCGCAUCCUCUACCUCCUGCACACCAAGAACCGCCGAGACGUCAACGCGCUCAUGUCCGAGCUGACGGCCGAGCACAAGGCCGAGCCGGCGGUGAGCCAUGCGCUGGCGGUGCGGUCGGCGCUCGUGACGGGCAACUACCACGCCUUUUUCAAGCUCUACCUCGACGCCCCGAAUAUGAACGCCUACGUCAUGGACCACUUCGUCGAGCGGGAACGGGUCAACGCGCUCCUAGUCAUGUCCCGAGCGUAUCGGCCCUCGCUCUCUUUGAGCUACAUCGCAUCAGAGCUGGCGUUCAACGACGUGGCAGAGGCCCACGCGUUCCUCAGCUCGCACGACGUGGCCAUCUACGUCGACCCGACGCCCGCCGAGCUGGCGCAGAUGGGGCUGAUGGCGCCGCAGGGCGGCAAGAAGCGCAAGAGCAACCCGACGCCCCAGGUGCCGCUCGACAAGCGCACGUGGGACGCCAAGGCGGCCAUGGAGCCCCUCGCCACGGCCAUGGAGCGGUAUCGCAAGGUCGACAUCAAAGGCCAACUGUGA
Messenger RNA from Pseudozyma flocculosa PF-1, 1314 nucleotides. RefSeq lists its product as uncharacterized. Gene Ontology annotation, cellular component: nucleus. The record is from RefSeq and is a predicted model, not a curated record. The transcript is spliced from 5 exons. The coding region runs from base 1 to 1314 and encodes 437 amino acids. NCBI's taxonomy places the organism in Eukaryota, Fungi, Basidiomycota, Ustilaginomycetes, Ustilaginales, Ustilaginaceae.